AUGGGCCUUAUUACAGUUUGUUUACACACAUUAAUUAGUACAAUCCUAAUGUGUAUUUUAUCUAUUGCCGUAGCAUUUCUUGGUAUACUGAAAUGGUCUGAUGUUAUUUUACAAUUUAUCAUGAAAUCAUUACUAUUACCAAUAUUAAAACAAGUCAAUAGUUAUGCUGAUGAAACUACCAUUCAAAGGUUGAUAGAUCAUAUGCGCUUAGCAACAGAUCAUCUAACAUUGGCAGUUUUUAUUGUUACCGUAUUUCUUUUGAUAAUUUUGUGUUUUGGGAUGAUUGGAAUUUGUUUUCGUAGCAAGGUUAUUAUUUUCGUCUACAUCCUUCUAUUAGCACUUUCUAUUGUAUUACUAUCAGUUUGGCUGAUAACAGAAUCUUCUGACCCAGAAAUAAUAAACAUUCCUAUUAAAAACCAACUGAAGUUAUUAAUUAAUAAUUAUCAUUCUGUGGGGUCUAAUGAAGCGGAUAGUGUGAUUUUAGCAACUUUAAUGCCUUUGCUUUCUUGUUGUGGUUUCUAUAAUGGUGUAGAUUUUGAAAAAUCACGAUUUGUUCGUAAUGAAUUUUAUCAAAAUAUAAAAUAUGAAGAUAUUCAAUAUCCAAUCACAUGUUGUCAAUUGGAUUCAACAUUCUCUUUAAGAGAUUAUACAUGUCCAAAUCACUUUACAGAAUCAAACAGCUUUUUCCAAAUUGGUUGUUGGAACAAAUUAAAUGACUUAAUUCUACUUAUUCGACAUGCUAUGAUAUUAGUUAUAGUUGGUAUGAUUGGAAUAUUGUUUCUUCUUUCAGGAUUUUCAUCAUUAGAAAUAAUUCCACGUAAAACAACAUUUGUCUAUCCAUAA
Molecule: messenger RNA, 843 nt
Organism: Schistosoma rodhaini
Lineage: Eukaryota; Metazoa; Platyhelminthes; Trematoda; Strigeidida; Schistosomatidae
Source: the annotation of a GenBank genome assembly